AUGCGCCGUUCGCUGGAGAAGAAUGACGACAUCGAGUCGGUCAAACAACAUGAUUUCCAGAGUCAGAACGAAACCCCCCCGAAAGUUUUCAACAGCAAAAGUAUAGCCUUUGAAGAGAGUAUGUCAACGGCUGAAGUCUCAGCGGACAGCAAGCCACAAACUUCUAUCAAUGGUCCAGAGGCUCCACCAGUGGAACCAAGCAUUGGCAAUAAAGGAAUGGAGUCAGGAAACGCUUUCUCAUGGCUUCGCUCGAUCACUUGGAUCCCUGAGAGAUGCCGUUAUGAUCCAGAGAACCCUCCUCAAUUUUCACUACCAAUGAACAUGUUGUUGGGUUUGGCUGGAACCUUUACUGUAGCGAACCUCUAUUAUCCCCAACCUAUAUUGAACAUACUGGCCGAAGAAUUCAACGUUAGCUUUGAACGGGCAUCCACAGUAGCAACACUGUCACAAGCUGGAUAUGCUGUAGGACUUCUAUUUCUAUGUCCGUUGGGCGAUAAGCUUCGCCGGCGGCCUUUCGUGUUGACAUUGAUAUGGCUUACAGCUACGGUGUGGCUGGGUCUGUGUCUUACCAACAACUUCAGCGUCUUUAUCGCAUUAUCUUUCAUAUGCGGUGUCGGAACUGUGACGCCUCAACUUAUGCUUCCCUUAGUAGGUGACUUGGCCCCUCCACACAAGCGGGCGAGUUCGUUGUCUAUAGUAGUAUCCGGACUCGCUCUUGGAAUGCUCAUAGCUAGAGUUCUAUCGGGUAUUCUGGCAAAUUUCACUUCGUGGCGAAAUAUCUAUUGGUUGUCUUUCGGAGCCCAGUAUUUGAUUCUCAUUCUUCUGUAUUUCUUCUUGCCAGACUACCCUGCUAAAGAUCCGGAUCUUUCAUACUUCCAGCUAUUGUGGGAUAUCAUCACGAUGGUAGUGAAGGAGCCCCUUUUACUCCAAGCAUGUCUCAUCGGAUUCCUCUUGAGCGCUGCAUUCACAUCCUUCUGGACGACCUUGACCUUUCUCCUUGCAUCGCCGCCUUACUCAUACUCGUCUCUGGAAAUUGGAUUCUUCGCCUUCAUCGGUAUUGCAGUUAUCACGUUGGGUCCUCUCUGGUCACGGCUCAUAACCGACCGCUUCAUGCCGCUGUUCUCUGUCAUCCUCGGCCUGUGUUUCGAGAUCAUCGGGAUCGUCAUCGGCACGUUCAUCGGGCAGUGGACCGUUGCGGGUCCCAUUGUUCAAGCCAUCACAAUGGACACGGGCGCGAACUUUGCUCACACUGCCAAUCGGACUAACGUCUACAACCAGCUUCCGCCGAGGAUGAGGAACAGGGUCAACACGGCGUACAUGGUCUUCAGUUUUGCUGGGCAACUCACCGGAACUGCCGUGGGAAACCGGCUCUAUGCACAGGGCGGGUGGAUCUGGAGCGGGAGUUGCAACAUUGCUUUCAUCGGCUUCGGUAUUAUCUUGUGCUUCAUGAGAGGACCGAGAGAGACAAAGUGGGUGGGAUGGCGUGGUGGUUGGAAUGUGCGAAAGGAUAUGAUGCUAGAAACCGAUGAACCCACCCCCAGCCCAGAGCGGAUGGCAGAAGAGGCCGGUUCUGUGACAAUAGAAGGCACAGCACAACGGCAAGAGAUCAAGACUUAG
Truncatella angustata is the source of this 1617-nucleotide messenger RNA. RefSeq names its product major facilitator superfamily domain-containing protein. NCBI's taxonomy places the organism in Eukaryota, Fungi, Ascomycota, Sordariomycetes, Amphisphaeriales, Sporocadaceae. The transcript is spliced from 7 exons. Gene Ontology annotation, biological process: transmembrane transport. The record is from RefSeq and is a predicted model, not a curated record. Gene Ontology annotation, molecular function: transmembrane transporter activity. The coding region runs from base 1 to 1617 and encodes 538 amino acids.